AUGACCGUCCGCCACAGCAGCAGCUCGACCUCUGCCAUUGCCUACAAGGCGAUGCGCCGCCGUGCCACGCCGCUGCCCACGCACGACCUGCCCACGCCGUGGUCCGCCCAGGCCGCCGUCUCCAACAUCCUCUACGAGACCCCGACGCCUUCGAGCGCUCCGCCCAAGCGCCACGUGCUCAACUGCCUUGUCCAGAACGAGCCCGGAGUGCUGUCCCGCGUCUCGGGUAUCCUCGCUGCUCGCGGCUUCAACAUUGAUUCCCUAGUCGUCUGCAACACCGAGGUCGAGGACUUGUCGCGCAUGACCAUCGUCCUCACCGGCCAGGACGGCGUUGUCGAGCAGGCCCGUCGCCAGCUGGAGGAUCUCGUCCCCGUCUGGGCUGUCCUCGACUACACCAACGCCGCGCUCGUCCAGCGCGAGCUGCUCCUCGCCAAGGUUAACAUUCUGGGCCCCGAAUAUUUUGAGGAGCUUCUCAAGCACCACCGCGAGGUCACCGCCGAUGCCGAGGUCGCCGCCCAUAGCGAUGCCGAAGCGGGUGGCGAUGCUUCCCUUGCCGAGGCCGCCGAGGAUUUCCACCCCAGCAAGCUCGUUGCCAGUGAGGCUCUGCGUCACAAGCACGAGCAUCUCAAGACCAUCACCUACCUGACCCACCAGUUCGGGGGCAAGGUUCUCGACAUCAGCACCAACAGCUGCAUCGUUGAGGUCUCCGCCAAGCCCGUGAGAAUCGACUCCUUCAUGAAGCUCGUUUCUCCCUUUGGCAUCCUCGAGUCUGCGCGGACAGGUCUGAUGGCUCUACCUCGGUCGCCAUUGACGACAAGUGAGGAUGAGAACCUCGUCAUGGAAGCGGACGAGGUCGUCGAUGCCAGCCAGCUGCCUCCCGGUUAA
Molecule: messenger RNA, 885 nt
Organism: Microdochium trichocladiopsis
Lineage: Eukaryota; Fungi; Ascomycota; Sordariomycetes; Xylariales; Microdochiaceae
Product: mitochondrial acetolactate synthase-like protein small subunit
Exons: 2
Coding region: 1-885 (294 amino acids)
Biological process (GO): branched-chain amino acid biosynthetic process
Cellular component (GO): acetolactate synthase complex; mitochondrial nucleoid
Molecular function (GO): acetolactate synthase regulator activity
Source: RefSeq, a predicted model, not a curated record